This is a messenger RNA of Magnolia sinica, 1181 nucleotides long. RefSeq names its product pentatricopeptide repeat-containing protein At1g06270. The record is from RefSeq and is a predicted model, not a curated record. The coding region runs from base 49 to 1098 and encodes 349 amino acids. The transcript has a single exon. NCBI's taxonomy places the organism in Eukaryota, Viridiplantae, Streptophyta, Magnoliopsida, Magnoliales, Magnoliaceae. Gene Ontology annotation, molecular function: protein binding.
CACAAAACUCUCAUCUUCCCCCAAGAUCCCUCCAAACGACGAAGAGCAAUGUCCCCACCAACGUCGCUCUACAAAACCCUUUUUCUUUCUCUUCCAAACACCCGCCGUUUCAAUUCCAUUCCUUCCUCUCCAACCACCCAAACACUCCAAGACUCCAUCAGAACAGCAAUCGAAACCAAGAACUUCCAUCAGAUUCUCCACCUCCUCUCUUCCUCAAAAUGCCCAAAACCCCCUCACAAAAUUCCAGAAAACCCCUUCUCCUUCCUCUCUUCUUUCCCACAACCCCUCCAAACCCAAAUCAUCGACGAAAUCCUCCAAUCUUUCAUCCCUCUCCGCCCCCGCUCUCUCCCUUUUCCUGCCUACUCUCUCCUUCUCUCCUAUACCCUCCAGAAAUCCCCAAUUUCCCUCCCUCUAUCCCUUGCUGUCCUCCAAUCAACCCUCCGAUCUGGCUGCCCUCCCGCCCUGCAGACCCGCCUCUCCCUCUCCGUCGCCUGGCUCGACUGCCGUCGCAGCGGGCACCGCAAAUCCGUCGCUCAGAUUCUCUCCGAGGUGCGCGCAAUUGGCUACUCUCCCGACCGCACCACCUGCAAUUACCUGCUGUCGUCGCUCUGCGCGGUCGACGAGCUGGCCGAGGCGGUGGCGAUCCUCAGGGAUAUGCGCGGUGCCGGGUGCGAGCCCGACUCGGAGAGCUACGGGGCGGUGAUCGCCGCAGCAUGCGAGGCGAGGCGGACGGACGCGGCGGCUGAGCUGGUGAGGGAGAUGGUGGCGGAGCUAAGGCUGACGCCGAGGCAGGGGACGGUGGUGCGCAUCGUGGCAGCGAUGCGAGCGAAUCGGGAGGUUCUGCGGGCCGCGGAGAUGGUGGAAUUCUUAGAGAGGGAGGGAUGCGGGGUGGGAUUCCAGAGCCAUGAAAUGGUUGUGGAAGGGUGUUUGGAGAGGAAGGAGUUUGUGGCUGCCGGGAAGGCGGUGAUGGAAAUGGCGGGGAGGGGAUUUAUACCAUAUAUCCAUGUGAGGCAGAAGGUGGUGGAGGGUCUUACUGUGAUCGGGGAGAGGGAUCUUGCAAGUGCUGUGAGGCGAAAGCUCGCUGAAUUGAGUUCGUAGCGAUUGCUUCCGGAGGUAGGCACCCGCAUCGAGAUUGUCGCUGUAGGUGAAUCAAUCUGGUUGUAGAUGACCUUGUGCGGAGC